AUGUCGGACCUCGGGCCCCUUGGCCCCGACCACAACCCCUUCGCCGACGAUCACGAGCAAUCGGAUACGCAGACAGCCUCUCCGAAGCCGCAAGCAACGAACCAAUCGAACCAUGUAGCAAGAUCGGAGGCGAACGAUGCUACGAGCGAGGAACUUGCAGGCCUGCAGCAGCAACAAUGGCAGGAGCAGGAUACGCAUCUCGAUGUGCUCUCGGCGUCGCUCAACCGCCAGCACGAGUUGAGUCUGCAGAUGAACGAAGAGCUUGAUCUGCAUCACGAGCUACUGGAUGAAUUCGACCGCGAUGUCGACAGGACUGGCUUGCGGCUUGGUGGCGCAGCCAGUCAACUCGACCGGCUCCGAAGCAGUCUCAAAGACCACGGAAGCAUGUGGAUCUUGGCAGCAUUGAUAGUGGGUCUGAUCGUGUUGAUAGCUCUCUUCAAGUAG
Moesziomyces aphidis is the source of this 444-nucleotide messenger RNA. The record is from the annotation of a GenBank genome assembly. NCBI's taxonomy places the organism in Eukaryota, Fungi, Basidiomycota, Ustilaginomycetes, Ustilaginales, Ustilaginaceae.